Messenger RNA from Macrosteles quadrilineatus (aster leafhopper), 5658 nucleotides. RefSeq names its product hippocampus abundant transcript 1 protein-like. The transcript is spliced from 15 exons. Bases 111 to 1595 code for a protein of 494 amino acids. Gene Ontology annotation, cellular component: membrane. Gene Ontology annotation, molecular function: transmembrane transporter activity. Gene Ontology annotation, biological process: transmembrane transport. Lineage: Eukaryota; Metazoa; Arthropoda; Insecta; Hemiptera; Cicadellidae. The record is from RefSeq and is a predicted model, not a curated record.
CUUGCCUACGAAGUGGUGUAAAAUGCUAAUGCGAUUGAAAAUUCUUAAACUAUGGGAUAUUAUUUUAUUUUUUAUUGUAUACUGACAUUGAGCUGUUAAGUCAAUUAAAUAUGCCUUCGAAGACACCUAAGAAGGUCGUCGGGAUGAUCAUAAGAAGCAGGAAACCAAUUUUAAAAGACAGUGUUAUGACGAGCUCUGGGAUUGGAGAACCAAGUGUGUACCAUGCUUUGGUGGUUAUUUUCCUGGAGUUCUUCGCCUGGGGCCUCUUGACAAUGCCCAUUAUUUCCACCCUCAAUGACACAUUUCCUGACCAUACAUUCCUGAUGAACGGACUCAUAAUGGGAAUCAAAGGACUAUUAUCAUUCCUGAGCGCUCCUCUGAUUGGAGCCCUCUCAGAUGUCUGGGGUCGCAAGUUUUUUCUACUCAUCACCGUCUUCUUCACCUGUGCACCUAUACCUCUUAUGACUAUUAACACUUGGUGGUUCUUUGCCAUGAUCAGCAUCUCUGGUGUUUUUGCUGUCACAUUUUCUGUUGUGUUUGCGUACGUUGCUGAUGUUACGGAAGAACACGAACGAAGCUUAGCCUACGGACUGGUAUCUGCCACCUUUGCAGCCAGUAUGGUAAUCAGUCCUGCUCUAGGGGCCUAUCUCAUGGAUGCCUAUAGUGAGAACGUGGUGGUCGCACUGGCAACAGCCAUUGCUCUUCUCGAUGUUUUCUUCAUUCUAGUCGCAGUACCGGAGAGUCUUCCGGAGAAAAUCAGACCACACUCUUGGGGGGCCCCGAUAUCCUGGGAGCAGGCAGACCCGUUUGCUUCCCUCAGAAAGGUUGGCAAGGAUCACACAAUCCUCAUGUUGUGUGUUACUGUGUUCCUGUCUUACUUACCUGAAGCUGGUCAGUAUUCUUGCAUCUUCGUAUAUCUCAAACUGGUGAUGGGGUUCAGUGUUGUGAUGGUGGCAGUGUUCAUUGCCGUGGUAGGCAUUCUCUCAGUAUGUGCCCAGAUAGUGCUGGGUAUACUGAUGCGCUCACUGGGCAGCAAACACACCAUCAUGGUGGGACUACUGUUUGAAAUGCUACAACUCAUGUGGUACGGCUUUGGCUCACAAACAUGGAUGAUGUGGGCCGCAGGACUGCUAGCGUCAAUUUCCAGCAUCACGUAUCCAGCCAUCAGUGCAUUCGUGUCCAUGCAUUCUGAUGCUGACAAACAGGGGCUGGUGCAAGGCAUGGUGACAGGUAUGAGAGGUCUGUGUAAUGGUCUGGGCCCUGCCAUGUUUGGUGUUAUCUUCUACCUGUUCCACGUGGACCUCAACGAGGACCCGAGACAGAGUAGGGAUGACCGAGGGGAUAACAACACCUUCGGACAUCCGGACGCCAUGCCUCAGUGGCCUAAAGGAGAAAUUGCCAAACAGCUGGUACCAGGGCCGCCGUUUGUGUUUGGCGCACUACUGGUCAUCUGUGCUCUUCUAGUCGCUGCCUUCAUACCAGAAGGUGCAGGAGUGGGGACAAGCUUACGAACCACCUCCAGGAGACAGUCUGACUAUUCUCUUCUAAGUCGGCCACCAGAAAAUGCCAGACUCUUGGUGGAGGUUUCAGACUAACCCAGGCAGAUUUCAGGGGGUACUGUACUAAGUUGCAGGUCUGUCCAUGGAGGUGCAUUAUGAGAUGGAGAGGAGCAAGAAGCACGAUGGUAUGAGUCAGAUGUCACCUUUAGUAGACAACAGCCUGCUCUAACCUCCUUCUGUUACCAUGUGAUCUAGUGUUACAUACGUUACGUUAGUAUUAAUUGUAAGAUAUGCGGCUGAUCAUCCCACCACUGCUGCUAUUGCUGCGAUACCAAAGCGUUAAUUUAGUUGUAGAUAGAUUUCCUCAGCUAAGGUUGUGUGGACUUAACAGUGUACAAAGUAGGCUAAGGAAUAAACGAGUCUUGAACUUAGCUGCAAGUUUGUCUGUGUGGUGUGUAAAUGAGCAUUUCUCCGUUGUUUUUUUCAUUAUUGUUAUUGUUGAAGUUGUCAGUUUUGGGAUGUAUUUACAUUUAGUCACUUGGCAACUUGAUCUCUCAUGUUUCCAUUUAGGUUUGUUUUACUAUGAUCAUCAACAGUACUGUACUGUUUUAUUAUAAUGUAUCUAAUUUACAUUUAUAUACAUCUUUUUUAUACCUUGACUUGGUCAAAUUGUAACAAUAUUGAAAAGUUUAUACAGGCUUUAGGUUUAGUUUGCAUAUUUUUCCUUGCAGUAUAUUUGCUGUUUACUGUUGGGUAAAUAUUUCUUUGUUUUAAUGAGAUCCAGUAAAGUAUUUAGUUGAGUAUUUUGAUUUGAAAAUCAAUAUCAGUUGUCCUGUGAAUGAUUGUACUAUAAGAUUGUUAUGUUGUAGAGUAUAGUUUGUUAACUUGUUAUUUGUGGACAUUCCAAAACAUCUACUGUAUAGUCAUUUUGUACGCUUUUACCUCAUAAAUUAGAAGAUAUGUUGUAUUGUCUAGAAAAAGUAAUUUCUGCAAUCACAUAUUUUAAAUUUUUUAUUCAUCAUUAAGUAGCACCAAAUACAUGAUUUUCAAUCCUUCCUAUGUAAUAUCGUAGUAGAAAUUAUUUUCCAGAUAUGAUAAUCUCAACUUAGCUUGAGCUAGGGAGAAUUCCUAAACGUUAGUGAAAAAUCUAAGUAUCAGUACAACAAUUUUAUAUAGCACAUUAGUACAAAAUUGUUAAAAACUAAAUUUUACUUCCUUUUGUCUUUGAAAUCACCAAUCGGUAACUUUAUACUUCAUUCUAUAAAGGUUUAAUUCAGAUUACUGUAAUAUAAUAGCAUUUUAGCUUUUGAUAUUAUUGUGUAUCCCAAGCACAGAUUAUUGGUUUGAACCAAGUUCGAUCUAGGGAAAAAUCGGUAUCUUUUUGGUGGUUUGAAACUGGGCCCAGCUGUCCUUCAUUAUUAGGCUUUAAUGAUCCUUGCUAUGGAUCAGUAACAACGCUACCAAAUGAGAUACCCACUCCAUUCUACACUCGUCCAUCAUUCAUAUUCACCUUAAAAUGUGUAGGCCUACAAAAAAAAUCAUCUUAAUGAAGCGACGAGUAAUUGUAAUCCAAUUGAUGAGUGAUUAACAAUUAAUUUGUCAUCCUUAUGGAUCAGCUGAAAAGAAUUACUAAGUAUGUUUCUAUAUGAUUUGUUGUGUGUAUUUUUGGUGUGGACUAUUUAUUUCUCAUCAAUUUUUAAUUGGUUUUUACCUGAAAAAAACAGAUUAUUUUCAAACUAUUUCUUGUUGUCUGGUCAAAACAAAUAACCAAUAAUUGGAGGUGUAAAAUUCAUCCUACAGUAAAAAAAAACGUAUAUUCAACAACAAACUAUUUAAAAGAAAUCAGACUUUCUUGAAACACACACAAAAAGACUUCAGUUUUUACAAUUGUGUGAUAAGUCUACUUGCAGUAGGUAUCCAUUCAUUCCUUUGGUGUAAAAUAGUGUUUUUGUUUGUUAAAUCUUGGGUUUCAAUGAAUGCACAUAUUCUGUAACGACAAUAUUAAGUCUGAACUGUCAUUGUAAGGCCUAAUGCGUGUUUACAAAAUUGUAAUUCUUUUAACUAGAAUUUUUAUAUUUGUAAGCUUAACAGUUUCUGUAUUAUGGAGUUAACUACAUUUCCUUAUGUGAAAUCAAUAAUUGUAAAAUAUGUAAAUUAAAUUGUAAUAUUAUGUAUAUACAAUGUUAUAGUAUUUAUGUUUGAAAUGUGGAACUACCCUUACACUUUAAUGUUACUUAAUUUAUUUGAGUAAAUAGAUGACAGGAGUCAAUAUUCCCUUUCAAAUUUUAUUAGCUGCAGUCUGAGUCUGGCCUUAUACGUUUUGAAAUUCCAUAAUUCCAUUCUAAAGAUCCAUUAUAAGUAGCUUAAACAAUAUACAUUAGAGUCUCAACUAUUAUUGUGUGUAUUGUUUUGUCAUAUUUUUACUGUUAGAAAAGUGUUGUUGUUAUUUUGACGGUUUCCUUAUUUUCUUUGCUUAUUGUGGUGGCUUAAAAAAAAUUAAAAAAAUUGGUUUUUCAAUGGAAGAUUAUCUUUAAGCCUAUACAGGUUUGAUGGUGGAGAAACUAUUAAUUUAUUUGAUGGUAUUUAACAUGGUGAUAUAUUGGUUUUUUAUUAUUAUUUGAGCCUUCCGGACUUUGCAGCGGCCAAUUUAGGUUGAAUAAUUGAGACUCUACUGUCAUAUUGAUAUUUUUUGAACUAGGAAUGCACACUGUGGUAACUAAUGAUACUAGGAUUCAGAAACAGUUUGGUAUAUAGUUGAUGAUACACCAGGUAUCCAUUAAAUUCUAACACAUUAGUCGUAAUCCGUGUAAUUUAUUGAGGUCAUUGAGAUAUUGCAUUCUACAGUAUAGAGUAUUUAUACUAUAUGAUGUAUGUGAGGGAUUUUUGUAUAUUAACUUCUUCAAAAUCAAAUACCUGUUUUAGUAAAUUAUGAAAUAUUAACUAGGUAGCUUUCCUUAGUUUUGACCUACCAAAUUAGUUGUUUGUGUCUUUCACUUAAAAUCUUUGUUAUAUAUAAAUAAAAACAAAGUGCUCCUUUAGCUGAUACAGCCAUUUAGAGUAUAAACAAGUCUUAUCACAUUUCUAAAAUAAGUUAUGGUUGGAUGUUAGUAAUCAAAAUUAUAUUGCCUCCAGAAUCACAAAAUUGAGUAAGAACAAUAACUCUGUCAAUAAAAUCUUGCUCAAUAUCAGAGUGUGACCCAUAUAUAAUUACUAAUGAGUUCUAUUACAUACAGUACCGGUACCUAUUAAAUUUGCCUAAGAAGAUAAUACAUCAGCAAAUGAAUAAAAUUACAUUAGUAAUCUGUUUUUAUGAAUUUCAGAAUAUGGAGAAAAUUAAAUCAGUACAUAAAAUUGUUUUAGAUUAUGAUGGAUGCAAAAAACCCCUUUGGUGUUAAUUUGGUUCAAAGUAUCUCAAGAUUCAGCGAAUUAAAAAGUUUAUACAUCACUGAGAUAUCUAUCAUGCCCUUAUUGAUAACUGUCUUAUUCAGUAUUGGUAUCAUAUUCUGGGCUUUACUAUCUCUAUACCUCAGCACUAGCUAGCAUUUUUAAUGGCAUUCAAAUAUUAACACGGUUAAGUUUAGCUGAUAAUUAAGUUGAAGAUCCUUUUUGGUAUCACUACGAAUCUACAGAAAUCAAUGAAAUGAAUACAUAAUUUUGUAGUAUACCUAAUUUUUAUCAUCAACCAAACAUUAUGGUGUUAAAAUCUGGUAAAAUCUUAAACACAUAAUUGUGAUUUUCAGCUUAAGACUGAUUAUUUUAACAGACAUUUUAUUAUGUUUUCUACCUAAUAGGCUUACUUCUUUGUCACAACAAUGACCUAACAUUGUUUCCUGUGAUCAAGGUUCUUAAUGUUCAACAAUACUAUAUCUUGACAUAAAUAAACACAACUGUUGAAGUGUCUUUAGAAUAGUUUUACGUGUGUUAACAAUGAAAGAUUUAUUGUAAAAUCAUAUUGAAAACAAUACAGAGUAAUGUUACAAAAUGAACCGUCAGAUUUAUGGGAUUGUUGUGUACUGUAGUUUGUUUGAAAAUCGAAAUACCAUUACUUCUUGUUCACUUGGCUUGGAGCCACGUUUCUUCUCUACAGCUGACUAAUUAGCUGUUAGCACUUGUGAUCACGAAUAUUACUGAUAGAGUUUAAUAAAUUUAUUUUAAAUAA